Aureobasidium namibiae CBS 147.97 is the source of this 1278-nucleotide messenger RNA. RefSeq names its product pectin lyase-like protein. The record is from RefSeq and is a predicted model, not a curated record. Lineage: Eukaryota; Fungi; Ascomycota; Dothideomycetes; Dothideales; Saccotheciaceae. The transcript has 3 exons. Bases 1 to 1278 code for a protein of 425 amino acids. Gene Ontology annotation, molecular function: polygalacturonase activity. Gene Ontology annotation, biological process: carbohydrate metabolic process.
AUGUAUGCCUCUCUACUCGCCGCACUCUGUGUGCCAGCACUUGCGGUUGCUCGAACAGUCGUCACCGCCACCGAACGCGUCUGCAUCGUCGAGCCUUGUGCAAAUGGCGGUGACUCGGCUCCAGCCAUCAUCGAAGCCUUUGAAAAGUGCGGCCACAACGAAGAGCACUCGCGAGGCAAAGUUGUCUUUCGCAACGAGACCUACAACAUUCACAGUGUCAUGAACACUACUGGCCUGAAGAAUGUCGACGUCGAUCUCAACGGUCUCUUACUUUGGGACACAAACAUCCCUUACUGGCUCAACCACUCUCUCCCUGUUGGCUACCAGAACCAGUCUUCCGCUUGGUUGUUUGGUGGAGAAAAUAUAAACUGGGAUGGUCAUGGUUAUGCUACUCUCAAUGGUUCUGGACAGACUUGGUAUACCUUUAUUAAUGGAACCAACAACUAUCCUGGAAGACCCCAUCAGAUCACAAUCACUGGAACCAAGAAUAGCAACUUUCUGGGUACCCGCUUUGUCGACUCACAGAUGUGGACCAUGACCAUUAUCCAUAGCGAGAACAUUCUUCUUGAAGAUAUCUAUGUGAACAGCGCCGGCGACAAACCCAUUGGCUUUGAUUUCUCGAGUGAGAACACUGAUGGCGCGGAUACUGUGUACGCAAACAACAUUACUUUCCGUCGUUGGAAUGUCACCAACGGAGACGACUCAAUAGCCAUGAAGGCCAACAGCACCAACAUCCUGAUCGAGGACUGUGAUUUCUACGCCGGCCUCGGCGUUGCCAUUGGCAGCAUCGGUCAGUACGACAACGUCUUUGAAACCAUCGAGAACGUCACUGCUCGUAACAUCCGGUCCUACAACAUGAGAUAUGGCGCUUAUGUCAAAACUUGGACCGGCAACUCUACUGGCUAUCCUCCAAACGGCGGCGGUGGUGGUCUUGGUUAUGCUGCCAACAUCACGUUCUCCGAUUUUGUCUUGUACAACAACACUGGUGUCUAUGCACUCACACAAUGUACCUCAUACAACGGAGCAUCAGGAGGUUGUGAUUCUAGCAAGUUCAACCUCCGUGAUAUCCGUCUGCAAAACUGGACUGGUACUGCUGUCAGCGAUGUAGUUGGUUCGAUGCAGUGCUCAGCUGCUUCUCCUUGUACCGGCAUGGAGAUCAUUGGUAUCGAUAUCCUUGAUACUGUUAACGGUACUGCCCCUAGUCAGUACUUGUGUGACAAUUUGUCAUCUGUUGGGUUCAACUGCACUGGUCCUACAUGGGAGGAGAACAGCAGAUAG